GGGCACCUCCGUUACGCACCGCCCAAGUUGAGCGGCGCACUUCUCGCGAGGCUGAGGCAGGGCUGGGCCCGACAUGGCGGAAGAGGAGGUGGCCAAGUUGGAGAAGCACUUGAUGCUUCUCCGACAGGAGUAUGUCAAGCUGCAGAAGAAAUUGGCAGAGACAGAGAAGAGAUGCACCCUUUUGGCUGCGCAAGCAAACAAGGAAAGCAGCAAAGAGUCCUUCAUCAGCCGCCUGCUGACGAUUGUGGCCGACCUGUACGAGCAGGAGCAGUAUAGUGAUCUGAAGAUAAAGGUUGGGGGCAGGCACAUCAAUGCUCACAAGUUUGUCCUGGCGGCCCGCAGUGACAGCUGGAGUCUGGCCAGUUUGUCUUCCACCGAGGAGCUGGACCUGUCAGAUGCUAACCCUGAGGUGACCAUGACAAUGCUUCGCUGGAUCUAUACGGAUGAGUUGGAGUUCAGAGAAGAUGAUGUGUUCCUGACUGAGCUGAUGAAACUAGCUAAUCGGUUUCAGCUACAGCUCCUUAGGGAGAGAUGUGAGAAGGGUGUGAUGUCCCUGGUGAAUGUCAGGAACUGUAUCCGCUUCUAUCAGACUGCGGAGGAGCUGAAUGCCAGCACGCUGAUGAACUACUGUGCAGAAAUUAUUGCAAGUCAUUGGGAUGACUUACGAAAGGAGGACUUCAGCAGCAUGAGUGCUCAGUUGUUAUACAAAAUGAUCAAGUCCAAGACUGAGUACCCAUUACAUAAAGCUAUCAAAGUGGAGAGAGAAGAUGUGGUCUUCCUUUAUCUAAUUGAAAUGGAUUCACAGCUCCCUGGGAAGCUGAAUGAGUUGGAUCAUAACGGAGAUCUUGCUUUAGAUCUAGCCCUUUCACGACGACUAGAGAGUAUCGCCACCACUCUGGUUAGUCACAAAGCUGACGUGGACAUGGUGGACAAGAAUGGCUGGAGCUUGUUACAUAAAGGCAUCCAAAGAGGAGAUCUCUUUGCUGCCACUUUCCUCAUUAAGAAUGGGGCCCUUGUCAAUGCUGCUACGUUGGGUGUCCAGGAGACACCGUUGCACCUUGUAGCAUCGUACAGUUCAAAAAAACACUCAGCAGAUGUGAUGUCCGAGAUGGCACAGAUUGCAGAGGCCCUCCUGCAGGCUGGCGCCAACCCCAACAUGCAGGACAGCAAGGGCAGGUCUCCCUUACACUUGUCCAUCAUGGCCAGGAAUGAAUACGUGUUCAACCAGUUGCUGCAGUGUAAACAAUUAGAUUUAGAGCUGAAAGACCAUGAGGGCAGCACAGCUCUGUGGCUUGCCGUGCAGUACAUCACUGUGUCUUCCGACCAGUCCGUAAAUCCCUUUGAAGACCUCCCUGUGGUAAAUGGGACUUCAUUUGAUGAAAAUAGCUUUGCAGCCAGACUCAUUCAGCGUGGCAGCAACACCAAUGCACCUGAUGCAAUAACAGGAAAUUGCUUACUACAGCGGGCAGCUGAAGCAGGAAAUGAGGCAGCAGCUCUUUUCCUGGCAACCAAUGGUGCCCACGUCAACCACAGAAACAAGUGGGGAGAAACCCCGUUGCACACGGCCUGUCGGCAUGGCCUGGCCAACCUCACUGCAGAGCUUCUGCAGCAGGGAGCCAACCCAAACCUACAGACGGAGGAGGCCCUGCCUUCACCAAAGCAGCCUGCAUCCUUGCCCAGCUCAGCGGACAGCAGCGUCUACCUGCAGACACCACUGCACAUGGCGAUUGCCUAUAAUCAUCCAGAUGUGGUGUCUGUCAUCCUGGAGCAAAAAGCUAAUGCUCUUCAUGCCACCAACAACCUGCAAAUUAUUCCAGACUUCAGCCUCAAGGAUUCCCGAGACCAAACUGUGCUGGGCCUGGCAUUAUGGACUGGCAUGCACACGAUCGCAGCCCAGCUGCUGGGCUCCGGGGCUUGCAUCAACGACACUAUGUCCGACGGGCAGACCUUGCUGCACAUGGCCAUGCAGCGGCAGGACAGCAAGAGCGCGCUCUUUCUCCUGGAGCACCAGGCGGACAUAAACAUCAGGACUCAGGAUGGGGAGACAGCUCUUCAGCUGGCCAUCAGAAAUCAGCUUCCCCUUGUCGUGGAUGCCAUAUGCACCCGAGGAGCUGACAUGUCUGUGCCAGAUGAGAAGGGGAACCCCCCACUGUGGCUUGCGCUGGCAAAUAGUCUGGAGGACAUCGCAUCCACUCUGGUCAGACAUGGCUGUGACGCCACGUGCUGGGGCCCAGGACCUAGUGGGUGCCUUCAGACCCUGCUGCACAGAGCCAUUGAUGGAAACGACGAGUCUACUGCCUGCUUUCUUAUUCGCAGUGGCUGCGAUGUGAAUAGUCCCAGACAACCUGGUGCUAAUGGAGAAGGAGAGGAAGAGGCCAGAGAUGGGCAGACCCCCUUGCAUCUGGCAGCCUCCUGGGGGCUGGAAGAGACGAUACAGUGUCUUCUGGAGUUCGGUGCCAAUGUAAAUGCACAGGAUGCAGAAGGAAGAACGCCUGUCCAUGUGGCCAUCAGCAACCAACACGGCGUCAUCAUUCAGCUGCUGAUUUCCCACCCUGACAUCCACCUGAAUGUCCGAGACAGGCAGGGCCUGACCCCCUUUGCCUGUGCCAUGACCUACAAGAACAACAAGGCAGCCGAGGCCAUCCUGAAACGAGAGUCCGGGGCUGCUGAGCAGGUGGAUAACAAGGGCCGGAAUUUUCUUCACGUGGCAGUUCAGAACUCUGAUAUCGAAAGUGUGCUCUUCCUGAUCAGCGUCCAGGCUAACGUGAAUUCCAGAGUCCAGGAUGCUUCCAAGUUGACCCCUUUGCACCUUGCUGUCCAAGCAGGCUCAGAGAUUAUUGUCCGCAAUUUGCUUCUUGCAGGAGCCAAAGUGAAUGAAUUAACCAAGCACCGCCAGACCGCCCUCCAUCUUGCUGCCCAGCAGGACCUGCCCACCAUUUGCUCAGUCCUCUUGGAGAAUGGAGUGGACUUUGCUGCUGUGGAUGAGAAUGGAAAUAAUGCUCUUCAUCUCGCUGUCAUGCAUGGCCGGCUCAACAACAUCCGGGUCCUCCUGACAGAGUGCACUGUGGAUGCUGAAGCCUUUAAUCUACGAGGCCAGUCGCCACUGCACAUUUUGGGACAAUAUGGCAAGGAGAACGCAGCAGCCAUCUUUGAUCUCUUCUUAGAGUGCAUGCCUGAGUAUCCUCUGGAUAAACCAGAUGCAGAAGGAAACACAGUGCUGCUCUUGGCAUACAUGAAAGGGAACGCCAACUUGUGCCGUGCCGUCGUCCGCUCGGGUGCUCGCCUGGGGGUGAACAACAACCAAGGGGUCAACAUCUUCAACUACCAGGUUGCCACCAAGCAGCUGCUGUUUAGACUCUUAGUCUUGUGCUGUGUUGCAGAUAUGCUGUCCAAGGAGCCUCCGUGGUGUGACGGCUCCAAUUGCUAUGAGUGUACUGCCAAGUUUGGAGUCACAACUCGCAAACAUCACUGUCGUCACUGCGGACGUCUUCUUUGCCAUAAAUGCUCGACCAAGGAGAUUCCUAUUAUAAAGUUUGAUCUGAACAAGCCUGUGCGAGUUUGCAACAUUUGCUUUGAUGUACUGACUUUGGGUGGGGUCUCUUAGUGAGCCCCCGGGAAGGUCCAGGCCACAUCCUCGGUUGCAUCCCCAGCAGCUGCUCUGCUCACCAGCCUGACCCCCCCACCCCCCACCCCCCAGAGCAGGAGCUGGCAGUUGUGUUCUUGCGGCAAUAGACUGGAGCAAUUAAGGACCGUGGUGUGACAGAUCCCAUCUCAAAUAAUUCUGUGUGAUUGUCAGUUUAUCAGACUAUGAUCAAGGUCACUAGACGUCUCACUAAUUGGACCAGGUCUUUUAGCCUAAGUGGUAAAUGUGAUAGGAAUUAGACCCCAUUCUGCUAGCAGUGUACAAGGAUGCUUCGAAAACCAUUUUCCCUUCCAGUAGCUUAGUGUCCAUCUCAGAGCAUUCAUGAAGUCUUCCUGACUGGGUGGACUUCCUAGGCAGAGCCUAACCGUAGGAAGCUGGCAUCUGGCUGCACGACAAGAGCUGGCUUUACUCUAGGGUAAGUGGCUGUGGACUUUUCUGCACAGUGUUUUCAUAAAGGUAAUAGGAUCCUCUUGCCCUGAAAUCUCGCUCUCUUUUUUUUUUUUUUUUUGGGAAAAGCUAAGCUGUAUUUUUAGUGAACUACCCCUUUAAAAAAGGUGAAAUAGUUCUAAGCAGGGUUCAAAGAUGAGAGCUGAAAAAUUGUGGCCUUAACAACUGAAAGCUUUACCAGUAUUCAUGCUACUCGGGUGUCAGGAUUGCGGUGUGGCAGCUUGACACCUCCUAGCAGCCGUCUUGUUCUCUCAUCUUACUGUGUCCUGUCUAUGGAGUCCUCAGUCACCUGCCACUAGGCAGUGGUGGAGAAAAUGCACUUUUAUUGUGCUGCACUUUUAUAUAGCUGCAUUAUUGGUGAUUCCAAUUUAAAAAUCCAUAUUCAAAAAUACCCUCACGCAUCCAUGCAUCAGUGAUUCUAAUGAUCGGCUUUGACUGGACCUCAGCUCACACUAAGUCUUAAAGGGAAAACUCCUGCGGAGUGUCAUGUGGAGCAGGAGAGUGACACGGGCCAAGUGAGGGGAAGGGGACUCUCCAGCCUCAGGCUGGCAGGUCCCAUCUCCUUGACACGAGUGCUUCUUGCUGAAACCUUUGCAGUUAUGUUGUGAGUGCUGUCCGUCCCAGGUCCCAGGUCCUUGCCCCAUAAGAGCCAACAGCCAAAGGCCCUGGCCAAGUGUGUGUGACCCCAUCGUGGAAGGCUCGCUCGUGUGCUGAAUGAGGCCCCCAGAGCCUACCAGGCCUUAGUCGCUGCUAGUACUGCAUUAAUCCUGAAGUGUUAAACUUCUUUUCUUUUGAAGGUUUGGCCAGUUUUUUUAAAAAAUGCACAUUUAAAGAGAAACUUCUACCACUGCUUUAAAAACAAAACAAAACAAAACUCUGAGAUGAACAAUAUGUGUUGUACAGCUAUACUCAGAGAUUAACAAUCUCAAUCAUACAUACUGUUUUUUUCAGACAUUUAACCACUACAUUUUUUUGUAUUAAUGAAGUAUGAAUAUAUGUGUAAAAGGGACUAAAUAUUUUUUUUUGCAGCAGCAGCCUGUUGUUUUGUUUGGAUAAUGGUAUGUCCUCCAUGUUGCUGUAGAUUUAUACAUUCUACUGCCUAAAUAUGUGUGUAAAAUGAGCUGAUAAACCAGAGUGCUACGUUUUUUUUUUUAACAUUUCUGUGGAUUUAUAAGAUAUAUAUGCUUUCUAUGUUAAUAUGAGCUUGUGCACAAUGUUUCAAAGAAAAAAUUAAUUAGAAGAGUUCUCCUGUCCCCAAAAGUCUGUGACAUAUUUCAUAUAGAAUUUUUAUAGGAAAACAGCUAGUCUUGGCAAACACCUGACCACGUGAAGCAUGUGGUCAGUUUCCAUUUUCUGUUGCCUGAACAGGGCCUGAGGAAGUAGGCCUUAGUUAGGUGGCUUGAUUCUUUAAUUGGAAAGUAAGAUAAUUAUGCUUCAGAUAUGAAUUGAGGUAGUCGGUACUUUUAUACCUGUUCUUUUAACGUUCAUGGUAGAGAGAGCAGGACGGAAAUUCAAUCAGGGAUGAGAUUGAUUGUCCUGCCCCUGCCCUACUAUACCAAUUUCAAUAACACUCUAAUUUCACUUAAGAAUCUUGAAAUCAUGUUUGAAAUUGUUGAGUCAAGCUUCUUUUUCUUCACAGAGUCCAGGGAUAGCAAUGGUACUUAGCUGCCACAAGUUGGGGGAACAUUUUGUGAGUUCUGCAUUGGCUUCAGGUAGAUCUUGUAGAUCUAGAAAAAGCACCUUUCCACAGUCUUAGGUUCUCCCUGCCGUGCCGAUGCUUGCAGGGCUGUGUCUCAGGAUCCUUGAGUGGUGGCUGACCUGGGGGGACUUGACGUGCUCUCAGUCCCCUUUGUGCUCUCCAGGCCGUCAGACUUGACUCUAGAACUGCCUGGCUGUUCUUGUUACAUUUUAAUCCAUAGCUUACAUACUAAUAGAAAAAACUCAAUUUUAUUCAUUCAGAAAGUUGCCAACUGUGACUGAGUAGAGCAGGAAGAAUAAACUUUAUUGAAAUAUAAUUUGCUGAAUCAGUCAACAUUUUACGCUGAAUUAGCUUUUUAACUGCCUCAUGCUCAUCACCAGAUUUAUGAUACAGUGUGUUCUUUACAGUCCUUUCUUUUUUUUUUUAAAGAUGAAGGUACAAACCAUGUGCUAUAUAUAUAAAUGGAAUGGCUAAAACUAACUUGCUAUGAUCCUCGAACACAGGAAUUUCCCACAAACUUAAGUGCCUACACUUAGGACUUAUUAACUUUCAGUUAUCUUUUAGUGGUGUCUCACUGAAUGAUGUAUUAGAAUAUGUGUUCUGUUUGGAGUUUGUUGCCUGUGCAUUGUCAACCCUAGUUACCAACUUAGUCGAGGCUGGAUUAGAUUGUUCAGUUCACCUGCCAUAUUCUCUCCAGGAGUGGGGUCCACGUGACCACUAGUCCUCUACCUCAGAGCCCUGAGUUAUUUGUGACCGCCCUGUUCAGCUUUCCUCUCUCCUCUCCCUGAAUGGGGUCCCUGCAUGGAACUCAGCGUGCUUGUGGGUUCACCACCACUCCCGGUUCAUGUCUCCCACUUGUUGUAUUGAACGGUAUUGUGCUAAUCUUAUCUGUAGGCAUGAAGUGGAGGAAAAGCCUUGGGACAGGGGAAAACCUUGAUCUCCAUCUAGGUUUCUUUUUAAUCUGGAGAAAAACCCCUAUUGAACUAUGUAAUGCUUAGAUCUGAAAGGCAAACUAACUCCCCAGGUGACAGUAGCAUGAGCAAGUAAAUGUAACGCUUCCAUGACAGCCCCGCGUGGAGCUUGCAGGUUGAGACUGAGAGAGAGCUCCUGAAACAAGCUUUCUUCCAGGACCUGGGACUGCUUCCCUCGGGCCCAGGCCCAGGAGAACUGGGCAUGGGGCUGGCAAGACCAGCCCCUCCUAAUCUGAAGCACCAAAGCUCCCCAGCCCCUCUGGGGAGAGGAGGAAGCUGAGGACAAAUAACUUUCUAAAGCGUUUGGAAGCCACAUUCUCAUUUUGCGGAAGUAAUUUAGUGAAGAGCUGAUUAUUUGACUAAACACUUAUUAAAUUUCCAGAAGUCAUCAUAGAUGCCUUAAAGAUUUUCUUUGGAAGAUCAUUGCCUGUACUGUUACUUUUUUGUGUGGCAUAAGUAAUAUAUUAACCUGUUACAACCGACAACAUUGGUUUUCUGUAGCUAGGGAGUCUUGAGUUGGCAGCCUGUUCAGCUUAAUGACUUAAUGUCCUUUUUUGGCACAUGUGUGGAGUUGGCUGUUACCAUGACAUACCUGUGUGCUAUACCAAGGGGGAGGGCUGGGCCAAAACUGCAGGCACACAUUUGGGUUGAUCACCUUGGCUUCCAAGCCAUUCCGGGUGGUGCUCAGUGUGGGGCGAGAGCAUCAUAUAGGACCAUGGCGCUUAGCAGCAUUGUUUCUUUGGAGUCCGUGUAAUGGAAUGUAUUUUUCAAAUAUUGAUAUUUGCAUUUUCUGUAAUAUUUCCAUAUAAAUAAAAUGAGGUAAAAUUGUA
Orcinus orca (killer whale) is the source of this 7590-nucleotide messenger RNA. It is a transcript of the gene ANKFY1, whose product is annotated as ankyrin repeat and FYVE domain containing 1. The record is from RefSeq and is a predicted model, not a curated record. Gene Ontology annotation, molecular function: protein binding; metal ion binding. The coding region runs from base 74 to 3604 and encodes 1176 amino acids. NCBI's taxonomy places the organism in Eukaryota, Metazoa, Chordata, Mammalia, Artiodactyla, Delphinidae. The transcript has 25 exons.